Oncorhynchus kisutch (coho salmon) is the source of this 1619-nucleotide messenger RNA. RefSeq names its product fucolectin-1-like. The coding region runs from base 105 to 1085 and encodes 326 amino acids. The transcript is spliced from 6 exons. Lineage: Eukaryota; Metazoa; Chordata; Actinopteri; Salmoniformes; Salmonidae. The record is from RefSeq and is a predicted model, not a curated record.
UGACUUUGUGACUGGUGUAUAAAUGAAUCAGUCAGAUUCAGUUGUCUACAGAGCUUUUACCUACAUCAACAUCAACAGUGACCUUAUUUUGUUGAGUGUGAAGGAUGGUGAGAUCAGCCAUGAUGUUCCUCUUGUUGAAUCUCCUGGGACUGGCAGGCUCUAUUGGCGCGACCGUCCCAAGAAAUCUUGCCUUGCGUGGAAAAGCUACACAGUCAGACCUCAUCGAGAACCCAUGGGACGGUUACAGUCAUGCCUCCAAUGCCAUUGAUGGGAACCGCGAUUCCCAUUUCCAUCAUGGGUCCUGCACUGCCACUGACGAAACCACUAACCCCUGGUGGAGAGUGGACCUGCUUGAUACCUACAUAGUCACCUCCAUCACCGUCACCAACAGAGGGGAUGCUGUUCCUGAGAGGCUUAACGGGGCUGAGAUACGAAUAGGACAUUCUUUAGUGGACAAUGGCAUUCAUAACCCUCUGGUUAAAACAAUUCCCUCCGUUCCAGUCAGCAGUUCUCUCACCCUUGCCUUUGACCCAGGCUUCAAAGGACGCUAUGUGACUGUGGUUCUACCAGGCCAGAAAAGACUUCUGACACUCUGUGAAGUGGAGGUUUAUGGCUACCUUGCCCCAACUGGAGAGAAUGUGGCUCUAUAUGGAAAGGCCACCCAGUCGUCUUUGUAUGGGUUUGGCAUUCCAGGCAAUGCUAUUGACGGGAAUCGCAACGCUAUUUGGAUAGGAGGGUCCUGCACCCACACUCUACAGGACAUCAACGCCUGGUGGAGGGUGGACCUUCUGAAGACCUACAAAGUGUUCUCCAUCAUCAUCACCAACACAGUCGACAGUGUUCCCAGCAGACUCAGUGGAGCUGAGAUACGCAUUGGAGACUCCCUGGAAAACAACGGCAUCGACAAUCCUAGGUGUGCUGUGAUCUCCUCUAUCCCAGCUGGCACUUCUAGCACCUUCCAGUGUCCGGGCAUGGAGGGUCGAUAUGUCAUCGUGGUCAUUCCAGGGAGGAAGGAGUACCUGACCUUGUGUGAGGUGGAGGUGUACGGAUCACCCCUGGAUGGGACUGGGCCUACAUGUAACUAAAUCAGAUCAUUAAUUCUUAACAGCACCCUGCAAUGUUUGGGGAAUGUAUUGUCUUACGAAAAACAAUGAAUGUUUUUUAGUAUACUUCCAGGGGUGGCAGGGUAUCCUAGUGGUUAGAGCUGUUGGACUAGUAACUGAAAGGUUGCAAGUUCAAAUCCCUGAGCUGACAAGGUACAAAUCUGUUGUUCUGCAGAACCCGCUGUUCCUAGGCCAUCAUUGAAAAUAAGAAUUUGUUCUUAACUGACUUGCCUAGUUAAAUAAAGGUAAAAUAAAAAAUAUGUUAAUUAUCAAAAAUAUAUAUUUACUUUCAGUAAACAAAAACAAAUUUGGUCCCCUGUUCUGGAAGUUCUUCUUGCACACUGUUUUUGGAAGUUUGGGUAUAAAUUGGCCAACAUUUUGUGUAACACAAAAAUAUUCAUACAUUUUUUGUUGCCUAAUUAUUGGUUAGAUGGUUCUCAUUCAUACUUAGAAAUACAUAUAAUGCUGUAAUACUAUUGCUAUUAUGCUAAAAUGAAUUAAAGGUGAAAUCUUGGA